GUUAUAUUUAGGAAUCGAGCUCGAGGGUGGCCAUCUUUUCAGAUGACAGUCUUCUCUGGGUCCGUCUUCUCUCGAUUUUGGAACUACAUUCAAUAUUAUUAUUGCUGAUGAUAAGAACCUGUACAGAUUGAUUGGACAAGAUACAAAUUGUACCUGAAGCUGAUGUAAGUUGUGUCCGUUUGACAUCAGAAAGUGGCAUUGCCUUGGGAGAGACAUGGCUGAUGCAGAAAUGAUGGAGGGAAAUAUAUUGCCAUGUGCUUAUGUGGUGGAACUAAUAAAGACAGACCCAACACUAAAUAAGAAGUGGACUGAGUUGUACUCAUUCAAAGACGAGAUUAAAAGGCUACGCUUGCGAUGCGAAGACUUUCUAGCAGAAGAUCAUUGCUGGAACCAGGCCUUGAAGGCGUAUGAAGAGAGAUCCUGGCAAACAGAUGGGCAAACUUCAGAAAUGCUCUACAAACUCUUGAUUAGAUCCUACCACGACAAGUGUCAAAACAAUACUGCAGAUGGCAUCAUCAUUUCUGGAGAUUUGACUGCUCUGCAGGAAAAGUACGAGGGAAAGCAUUCAGACCUGAUUAUGGACCUAUUGGAGUGUUUGAAUGGGGAGAGACAACUGCUGCUACCUGGGAGUCAAGUGGAAGACAUGGAUACGAUGGAGAAAGAUGGCGUACUCCACAACGUGCACCAGCUGGACACGUUACGCAAGGAACUUGAUAAUCACAUAAAGUGCUAUGAUCCUAAGAGGGAAAAACUUGAGGAACUGAAGGAAAGGCUUCGUUCAUUAUAUCCAAGCGACCUGUUUCCCAAGCCUCAAAAUGGACUUACUUUUAACAAUCAGGAGGCAAUCGAAGAUACUAAGCGUCAAUUUGAGGAAUGUCGUAUCAGCAAAAGCGAUACUGAAAUGCAAAUUUCUGCAACAUUGUGCAGCAUUGUAGACAAUGCUAAUAUAGUGCUGACAGAGUUGCAGAGUGAAAUGAAACACUGGAGGAUGGAACAGAAAAAGUACUAUGUAGAUGUUGCUGCGAAGCCCAGUAUGCCCUCGAAACCUCCGCUCACUAAAUGGUGUGCACAUGCUGGACAGACCCUGUUUGACCUCAUUCGCUGUUCUCUACCCAACAUUUCUGUGGACAGCGACCCCAAUCUCACACAGAAAAUGCAGAAAAUAAAUGACAUAUUCGACGAAAUGCAGCUGUGCUCUUUUGUAGUCACAGAUCAGGUCAAAAACUUCAUCAAAGUCAGUAUGGGUACAAAAAAGAAGAGUUCCGAUGGACAGGACGAGGAUGAUGAGGACAGUGGUGGAAACAAAAAGUUCAGCUGCCCGAAGUUUAAAGCCACCGUUAGACUGCUUGCUGCUGCCUCUAUUGAUUCAGUGGAGCCAGUACGUGCAUACUUUGUCCACGAGGAUAGUCUAGCACUGGUUGAUGACCCAGCCACUUAUGACUUUUCAAAAUCCAAAUAUCCCCUGAAGGACACAAAACAGAAGGGAUCCUCCAACUCUGCCACCGUCGAGAAGGGGACAGGAACUGCCACAUUCAAAACUCUGGAACUAAAGAGUUUCAACAGGGAGAAGGAAAGUGUUGUGGCCAAGGAAAAGUUCAGGAUUAUGUUUCAAACCAAGCUGAAGGUUGGAGACAGACUGAUCAAACUAUGGACGAUGUCACUACCAAUUGUAGUGAUCACUGGUGCCAGUCAACAGUGUAAUGCCUGCGGAUCUCUCCUGUGGCAGUGUUUAAAUCCAGAGGAUGAGGAACAGUUCCCACCCCCUCCGUGUCCAGAAAACCUGCACUGGUCUCAGGCGAAAGAAUUGUUAGACACCAAACUCAAGUAUCUUGGCGGGCGAGGUCUCAACCUGGAUGAGGAGAAACACCUAAUCUCCAGAAUCACAGGUAAUCCACAGGCAAAUAUUGAAGAGGACCCUGUGAUUCCCUUCAACAAAUUCUGCAUCGACAAAAUGAUGGACAUCAGCGAUCCAAAUAAGAAAACAGAUGAUCGUAAGAAGUCGGCGACAUUCUGGAUGUGGUUUCAGGCUGUUUAUAACCUGAUUAAUACUCACCUCAAGGAGUACUGGAAAAGAGAACUUAUUCUUGGCUUCCUCGACAAGGACCAAGCGAUACGGUGUCUCGAGGGAUUUAAACCCAACACAUUUCUGCUUCGCUUUAGCAACAACAUCAUAACUGAUGCCCAGGGCCAGAAUAUGUGUGGGGCUGUCUCAGUGUCAUAUCUCAAAGCUGGAGGAACAGUAGACCACAUGACUCCCUCUAAUGCCGAGGAUCUCAAGAAAUACAAUCUGGCCCUGACACUGAAGAGGAUGAUAAAUAGUAAAACCGGCACGUGUGAGAUGAAAUGGGUUUAUCCAUCAAUGAAAUCCAGAGAGGAGGAGUACAAGGAUUUCCUGGAUGUUGACCCAGAACCACGAAAACACAAGGACGGCUAUACAAAGCUAAGGGAAAUGCUAGUCAUUGACCCAGUGGAGGAGCUGGCGGAAGGCUUUGGAACGCUGACAACGGAUGUACGUCCAAAGAAGAGACCAGUGCAUAGGGUCAAAGGACAGACAGGGAAUCGGAGUGACAGCAAGGUGGCCAAGGUCAUAGGCAAAGCAGCCCCAAAUCAAUGUCAAGGGCAUAUGCAAGAUGGUGUACUGGGGGAAAUGGGGUAUGGGCAACAAUCUGGAAACAUACCUACAGUGUUAAAUGAAAGGGAACCAAAUGUGCAGUCUUCCACUACUUUGAUCUCACUACCAGUCCAAGGAAGCGCUACUUCAAGUAGGACGAUGUCUGCACCUGCUGUUUCAGAUGAUUUGACUAACCAGUUAUCUUCCUUCACCAGAAGUCAAUCACUCCCUCAUGCAAACAUGUACCCAAAGCUUCAAAGUAUCUUAUCUGGACCGGUGAAGGAUGGACUCAAAUCCAAGUUAAAACAGAGUCCUAAUGCUGCACUGUAUCCACAAGGGGUUGUAGAGGUCAACCAGGACAUUGGUUUGAGUGAUGCUAAGGACAGGAUGGACAUGAGUCACAUAGAGCAGAAAACCAUCACCGGUGGCAACGAUGGAUUCUCCCAAGUUGAAUCAAAGGUCAAACCAUGCAGCUCACCUGCUUCUACACUGCCAAUGUUUCAGGGCGGUCUGAAACAGAGUGGCUCUCCUCAGUCUCAAAGAUUUGUGGAUACGAAGAUCGAAGCCAAGUCACCACUGCAAAAUGUACAGCCGACGACAAACAUGAUGGAGCUACCACACAACCAGACUCCCCUGUCUUUACCCAACACUACUCAGAUAACUGGUGUACCUGCCCUGGUUCCCCACCAAAUGCGAACCAACAGCCAGCAAGCAGUAGAGCCAGUGAUAACCGAACCUAUAGUUGGCCAGCAUUGUCAAGUACCAAUGCAAUUCUAUGAACCAGAGCAGCAUGAGAUAUUUUCGACAGACUUUUCUGAAGGAACCGCACAGCAAACCCAACAAGAACAUGGUUACCCGAACCUUGAUGAUAUUGAUAUCAAUCUCCUGGAUGCCUCAAUGGACCUUCUGAAUCCUUCUUGGGGGAAUUUCGAAGUUUUUGAUAUCCCAUUUCAAAAUGCAAACUAGAAAAUAUCGGGCAUGGUUUCCCUCGGUACCUGAUAACCUGUGCAGCCCACAUCAAACCAUUGACAAUGCAGGGCGAGUCAGAAGAUGAAACAGCACUUUGAUUCUAACCAUGGAAAGGGGAAACAGUCCCUUAACUCAUUCACCCCUGAAGACGCAUUUGAACUCUUCCAAUUCCAAGGUUUGAAUAGUCCAUUAUAAAAUUUCAGGGGUGAAUGAGUUCAUUAGAAUCACAUCAUGUGGUUAUAUUUAAUAGAUAUAUUGUAUUUUUUGUGUGUACAUUUUCCCAGAAAGUCUUUAGAUAUGCAACAUUGUAUUAUAUACAUGACAGUGUGAUACAAGGUUCACAAUUAGGGGAAUGUUAUCAAUCUGUCCUUUUUUGCUCACCUGGCCUGAAGGGCCAUAUAUAUAGGCCUAUGCAUGGUACAGUCUCCUUCGUCUCUCCAUCAACUUUUUGUUUAAAACACUCCACUCCUCCUGAACAGCUCACCCAAUUUCAACCAAAUCUUGGUCAGAACUGCUACUGGGCCAAGGGGACUCAAUCUUUAAAUGAUGUUCCUGUCGUUGUCUACAAUAAUUAUUAUUAUUUGAAUUAUUUUGGCUCAAUAAGAAAUCCAGGAUGGUCACACUGAUCUCAAGUUAACAGAAGUAUUUAAAUGUCUUAUCUAGUUGAGAUAGCAGCUAAAGAACCAGGUGAGCAAUAGAGCCAGGCCCUAUGGGACUCUUGCUAAAAGAGAGUAUUCCAUCAGCAUCGCAUUGGUGGGCAUGCUUUACUCAUGUUUCCGCUGAAACUGGAUUUGGGAGACAACAGGUAUAUAUUCACUAUUAUAAAUGUCUGUCCAUCAGAUUGGUGCCUUAAAUAUUCAGGCCGUACAUUUUGAAAGGCUGAAGACACUUUGAUGAAAUGUUUGUAUCCAUCACCAUUAGUUUCACACUCCCAUCUCAAGGCUGAUCAAGGUCACGAAGGUCAUUGGUCCAGUAACUGUUGCUGGAUUAAAUGUAAUGUACAUGGUACUAAUUCGCACCUUUACCUCAAGGUCAAGGACACACGCUUGUUCUGUCUUGUGGUAGCUUUUUUGUGUACAGUUAUUGAAUACCAGUAUGUACCGGUGAUAUAGUGCUAUAUAGUUAGAGCUUUAUUUUUGUCGGUUAAAUUUUGGAUUUUUUGGAAUUGUUUUCCUGGAUAAUAAUUCAGGGAUUAUAUAAAUGUAUAUAUAGUCCUAACCGUCAUUCUCCAUAUAUAGAAGUAAUGGCAACACAUUUCAACAGUGCAACUUUCAGACCGGGGAAAUGUUAUUAUUGAAAAUUAAAACCUUUGCAUCAUAUAUAUCACUGCAUGAACACAGCAGUAGUAUAUUAUGAAAUGUUUUCUUUGUGUAGCAGUUUUGUAUUUUUGGCACUGUGAGGUUAAUUUCGUAUAUAUAUAAAUUGCUUCACAUAUAUUUAUUUAAUACACAUAUACAUUCUUGUUUCUGUUAUGUAAAAGAUAUAAUUUGUUUUCUCUAUAUUACCUUAAGUUUUUUUUUCUACUUAUUUUUUUUUAAAUGUCAUAGUUAUUAGUUAUGGACACAUGGGAGCUAGAAUCAACAUUAUAAAUGUUGAUGUUCCUAUACACAGAAUAUGCUUGUUUGUUAAGCUAUUGUCUCAUUAUAUAUAGUUAUUGAUGUUUGUGUCAGUCUUUCUGAUUCAUGCAGUGUUGUGCAGCAAAAUUAAUGUAAGUUUUCGUCCAGUCAAAUUCUAAUUCUUUGAUGAUCAAAAACAUUUUCACUCAACUAAUUACUAUGUAUAAGUAUGUUGUUUACAAAAUGAAUGUUCGCUGUCAUGAUAAA
Mizuhopecten yessoensis (Yesso scallop) is the source of this 5403-nucleotide messenger RNA. RefSeq lists its product as uncharacterized. The record is from RefSeq and is a predicted model, not a curated record. NCBI's taxonomy places the organism in Eukaryota, Metazoa, Mollusca, Bivalvia, Pectinida, Pectinidae. The transcript is spliced from 20 exons. Bases 215 to 3577 code for a protein of 1120 amino acids. Gene Ontology annotation, biological process: regulation of transcription by RNA polymerase II; regulation of cell population proliferation; cell surface receptor signaling pathway via JAK-STAT. Gene Ontology annotation, molecular function: DNA-binding transcription factor activity, RNA polymerase II-specific; RNA polymerase II cis-regulatory region sequence-specific DNA binding.